CUUCCUCUUGUCUCUGUAUCCAUCUCUCCCACACAGGCGGUCAGUCAAUCAGAGACGCACGCACCACGCGCACGUCCACGCCUGCAGGCCCAGCCAGCCAGCCAGCCAUCCAUCCACCCACCCCCCCACCUUCUUGUUACCCUUGGUGCCUUGGGUGGACACGGCAGCUCCGUCGUCAUCACCACUCACUCUCAUUCCGGUGGGGGUACUCACUACACACAAGACUGUCAAUCAUCACAGCUGAACCGACUUAUGUGAACACAACAUCAAACACACAAAGGCACAAACACCAAACACACAAUCACCGGGCGCACGUAAAACGUCGCUGUGUUGCUUUUGCUGCAAGCCGUUAGUUAUUAUUUCGCGCGGCCACCAACAAACCCCCCAAGCCAGCAACCCCAACAUUUCCCAUCACUGAUUUGAUUCCACCGCCUUGUGCUGUUUCUGCCGCCGACGUGCGAUCCAUAUUGCAGCAGCGGUUGUGGUUGUGGUGGUUGUGGUUCCGUGGCCAUUGAUCCCCUUCCUCUCCAUUUGUUCCCACUCGUCGUUUGACCUGUUGAACCACACCUCUUCUUCUUUCUCUCAGGGCUGUCUUGGUUAUCUCUCUGUCCACACAGUUGAUGGCCUCGGUGGAGAUCAUUAUUGGGCAGCGCCGCCGCCUCUCGCACAUCCACACCUCAAGCUCCCGCCGCCUGCAUACAGCUCGCGAUGGCCUGGCUUUGUUGUGAUCUCGCCUUCAACGACAUCAUGGUGGUGCCGCUGGAGGUGACACAAACAGAGACACCGUUACCUUCGUCAUCCCAGCCCGGCAGCCAAGCGCUGGCAGCAACGAUACCCGCUGGCAAUGGCCUGCAGCGCCAGCAGCAGCAGUAUGACCAGCACCAACAGCAGCACCAGCACCAGCACCAGCAGUAUGAUCAGCACCAGCAGGGCCAGGUGUUCCAAGACUACACGCAGCAAGAACAAGAACCAGGACAGCCCUAUGCGCAAAGCGCGCAAGCCGGUGCAGAGGAGGAGCUGCCUGCACAACCGAUGCUCCACAGCCCAGACAUGUGGCAGCAGGCAUCGUCUCAGCACGUGCCUGCCACCAGCGCCGCUGUUCAGCCAACAGACUUGCUCACGCAGCACGCAUUGCUUGACCAGCCGUCGCAUCAAGGGUCCCAGUCACCUCUUGCUCGGCAGCCAUCCGCCUCCUCCCUGUUUGAUGUCACGUCCCCUGGUCCCAUGCCAGGGCAGGCGGCUACCGGCACUGCAUCGCCGUAUGCGGUUGAGCAGGCAAGUGGGGUGGGGAGCGAGGCAGGCAGCUAUGCGAGCAAGCGCCACCCGAGCAACAGCAGCAGCGGUAUGGGCACAACCCCCGGCAGCAACACCGGUGUCGUGUCACAGCAGCAGCAGCAGCAGCAGCAGCAACAGCAGCAGCAGCAGCAACAGUCCUACCAGCAGUCACCUCAAUCGUACCAGCAAUCGCCGCAGCACCAGACGGAACCGCAGCAGCAGCAGCAGCACGAGCAGGUUGGAGGUGCGGGCAGCGGCAGUGUCGCAUCAGUGCACGUGCAGCACCACGGGGCGGAUGUGGCGUGGGCGGCGCCGGGACACGAGCCGUCGUCGUCGGCCUACACGCAGGCAGCGACAUCUGCAGCAGCGGUGGAUAUGAUGCUGGAGGCCCUUGUCUCGCCACGAUCCAAGGACAGGCCGCUGCCGCUGCCGGCGCCACCGACCAACGAGCAGCAGCAGCAGCAACAACAACAACAACAACAACAACAACAACAACAACAACAACAACAACAACAACAACAACAACAACAACAACAACAACAACAACAACAACAACAACAAGACCUGUUGCCGAUGCCAGAUGGCAGUGUAGCCGCUGUUUCUGCAGCAGCAGUGCAGGAGCACAACGAAACCAUGAAGAUGGUUCACGAGAUUUUGGAGUCUGCACACAACUCCAUGGCGGCGUUUGACGAUGCACUAUCCCAAGAACAACAACAAUAUCAACAGCAGCAGGGGCAGCAGCAGCAGCAGCAAGGGCAGGUGUACGCAACCCACUCGUCUGCUGCAACGCCACAGGCUGUCACGCCCCAGCGCACCACCCCGCAGCCGUCGCCAUAUGUGCACCGCUUCCAGCACAACCACCGGCCACGCCGUGCCUCUGCCUCCAUCCUCGGCCUGGCGUCACCGCCGCCGCUGCACCACCCCACGUCGCUCAGCUCUGCACAGGACGCUGUGCUGCAGUCGCGCCACUCCGCUGUCCUUGGGCCACACUCGCACUCGCAGCCGCCGUUUAUGCACCAGCAGCACCACGAGGAGCAAGCGCAGUGGUUUCUGCCGUCGCAGUCUGCACACGGGAACACCUCCGCAGCGACGGGCCCAACAAACUUUACGGCGGUCCUGCGCGACCUGCUGCCACGCGACCACACGUUGCUGCCGUCCGCCCCAGCGGCAUCAUCGUCAUCGCCGUCAUCAGCAGCGCCGCUGCCAGAGGCAUUCGCUGUAUCGAGCGAGCAUUACACCCAGCAGCAGCAACUGCCGCCGCCACCACCACCACCACCACAGCAUCUUCAACAACAACAACAACAACAACAACAACAACAACAACAACAACAACAACAACAACAACAACAACAACAACAACAACAACAACAACAACAACAACAACAACAACAACAUCAGCAGCAGCAGCAGUAUGGGGAGGGCCCAGGAUCGCGGCGCCGAACGCGGCGACGACAGCAGCGGCGUCGCGGUAGCAUCACCACUGUUGGCGCCGUUGCACACAUGACCAGCCAGCCACGCUACAUGACCCGCAGAGCCGCGCAACACAACCACCAGCAACAGAACCACCACCACCACCAGCAGCAUCAGCAGCAGCAGCAGCAGCCUGUGCAGCCUGUGCGGCGGUCACCGCGGGUUCAGGCGCGGCGGACCGGUUUCCCGUCGUCGUCAGCAUCUGCGAUCCCAGAAGCAAACGGACGCGCACACGCACAGCGGCAGUACACGCAACAGCGCCAAUCGCCGGCGUAUUCACAGCAGCAGCAGUCGUUUGGUGGGCCCGUUCGCACCCUGCCACGACGCGCAGCGCACCAACACGCGCGUGUGCAGAUGCAGAUGCAGUUGCAGCCGGCGAGAGGCCAGCGAGCACUUCGCCAGCAGCAAGAACAGACAAUGCUGCAGCACCAACAGUACCAACAGCAGUUUCAGCAUCAGCAGCGACAACAUCAACAGCACCAGCUGUUGUUGCAGCAGCGGAAGCAACAGCAACAGCAGCAGCAGCAGGAGCACGGGCAGCGUGGCGCGAAGAAGGCGAAACGGCAGAAGCAGCGGGACAAACAACAGCAAGCCAAACAACAACAGCAGGAGCGACGAGCGGGCCGCAACGUCAAGGCUGAGGAGCACUCGCAGGCAGAGUCUGAGCAGCACGAUGACGGCGACGCACAGGAAGAACUAAUGCUGAGCACGGGACAUGGCGAUGAGGAUGGGAAGGGCGCCGGUCACAAGGGCCGCUACCCACGCGCAUGCCCCAACCCGUCGUGCGACAAGGUGUUUUCCAGCAGCGCCGGCUUCUACUACCACAUCCGCACUGUGCACAACGCGAAUCGAAACGCGCCGCUCGUGUGCCCCAUUGACCGCUGCAACAAAACGUUUCGUUCUGUGCCUGGCCUGGAGUACCACCUGAAGAAGCACGCAAACGGGGACAUCUGUGACGGGCAGGGCCGCGUGCUGCGCUGCACCAACAUCAACGCCGCCAAGAAGCGAGCGAUGAAGGAGCGCAAGGAGAAAUCGCUGAGGGCCGACGUUGCCAUGUAUCUUGCCUCCAAGAACAAGCCGAGCUGA
Molecule: messenger RNA, 3831 nt
Organism: Salpingoeca rosetta
Lineage: Eukaryota; Choanoflagellata; Craspedida; Salpingoecidae
Exons: 5
Coding region: 709-3831 (1040 amino acids)
Source: RefSeq, a predicted model, not a curated record